Camellia sinensis is the source of this 2047-nucleotide messenger RNA. The record is from RefSeq and is a predicted model, not a curated record. NCBI's taxonomy places the organism in Eukaryota, Viridiplantae, Streptophyta, Magnoliopsida, Ericales, Theaceae.
AGCUCAGAGACCCAACCCAAUAACACCGUAAAGUUGCAGACUAUCUCUAUAGAGAACUUCCGGAUCCAUAACGGCAAUGCAUUAUGAAUUGUAAAUUGCAUUUUGUUUAGCUGUUUAAGCUUGGAAGCAAAGCCAUAUUUUCUGAUCCCAAAAUCUCAAUGCCAAUUGAAAAUGGGUGAGAGAUCUGAUGUGAAAUGUUGAUGGCGAGUCAGUCGUGGGGCCGAAUCAAAGGGAAGAGACGUGAGCAGUGAGAGCAGCAUUACAUUACAGAGAAUGAGAGAAACAGAGAAAGCAGAACCCACUACUUCACAAAACCAGAAACCAAAGAAAAACCCUCAGUUGCAGCGGUCUGGGAAGAAACCCAAUUCCAAAAUUGCCCUAAAACCAAAACCCUCUACUGGUUGGGGCUUGACCUCUGGUUGUUGUCGCUCAGUUGAUUCGACAUCUGCUGUGUCUGUUAACGAUUUCAAGCACAAGAAGAAGAUGAUGGUUGAUGAUGUUGAUGAAUCAGCAUGUGUUCCUGUUUUGGGAUGUGAAUUUGAGUUUGAAUUUGAAUUUGAUGAUAAGCUUAUGAAAGAUGAUUCCACUGCAAUAGCAAUAGCAGCUACUACUACUACUACUACAACUCCUCCUGUUGAGGCCUCAGUCUCCCCAGAGAUUCAAUGUGGGUCAUCUUUGCUGGUGUCUUCAGCAACGCCUGCUUGUUACGGCGCUGGACAUAUUAUUUCUGGGGUGACUGAUAGGAGAAAAUGCAGAGCUAGAGGUUUACUUACUGUAGGAAAAAAUGAUUCUAAUUUUGGUAAAUCAAACAUUUCCAACAAUGCUGAUGAUGACAUUGAAAUUCCUAGUAAAUCGGGGAUGUCUUUGGCCCCUCUGCCCGUUGAAGCUUCAGUUCAUUGGCUCUUAUCUCCCUGUCACGACGAGGAUGGGGAUCACGAGACUGAUACUGAAAAUGGGUUGCAACCUCUUCGAAAAUCACUAGGCUUUGCCUCUGCCUCUUCACCUUUGUCGUCGGGUCACAGAAUUUCUUCUGACUUAUGCAACAUUUUUUAUAGUAGUAGCACUACUAGUGGAAGUUGUAGUAAGAGAAAAACUAGGGUUACUUUGCUUUCUCCCAGUGGAAAUCCUACAUUGUCAGUUUCUCCCCAUGCUACACCUACUUCUGAGGCGAUUAUCUCACAAGAGCAGAGGAAACCUAGAUAUGAUCUCUCUGGGGAAAAUUCACCAUUCUCCAUUGAAUCUUUGGGUAGUGGGAAUGUUAUUCAAACCCCACAAUCCGAUUUGAGCUCAGAUAGGCGUGUUGGACUGUUUUGGUUAAAUGAACAUGAUCAUCAAAUAAAUGAUUUUGGAUCUGGAAGGGAUUCUGUGGCUGGGAUUGCAAGUUUAUCUCCUAAGAACCAGACAUCAAUCUGGGAUCCUCUAGGAUUUAGUUUUCAGUUCUCUGACUUGAUUUCACCUUCCAAUUCCAUUGACUUUCCCCAACUCCCAAACACUGGGGAUAAUCAUGCUUCUUGCAUUUCUAUUUCUACUUUAGAGGAUAUAUCAUGCUCUCCGAUGAGGAUAUCAUGGAGGGACGGGUUAGUGAGUCGGAUUUUUGAGAUGGAUGAGUUCAAUUGCUGCAGAUGUUUGUCAGAUGAUGAGAAUGAUGUUAGGGAAUGCAGUAAUGGCAAGUCCAAAUCCAGUCCAAGUCAUGACUUGAAUAUUGAUGUAGGGAAUGCUGCAAUUCUUAGCAAUGGUUUUGAAUUUCCUGUAGUUGUUGGCCAUGAAUCAAAGUCUGAUGAAGAAGGAAAACAAAAAUUUCAUAUGCAAAGAUCCAACUCUUGUGCAGAGUCCAUAUGCAUUGAAGGUGGUGAAUUGGUUGCUUCAGGGGAUUCGGAUUGGACCGUGUGCUACAAAAACCAAUUGUUUCAAUUGUAACUGUUCUGUUGCCAUGUCAUUUUUUCUAUUAUUGUUUCUGGAGUAAGUUUGUCUUCCCUGCAAUAGACAUGGUCUUUUUUCAUAUUCAUGCUCUUUAGUAGUCAUGUAUUAAGAAUUUAACUGCCUACAA